UCUAAUAGUAUUAGUGCAAUUCCUCAUACACAUUCCGAGCACAUGUGCGAAAUAAUUAUUUAUAACCAUUAAAUUUUUUUUAUUACAUCCUGUCAGUUAAAGCCAUUUUUUUAUUUUGUUGAAGAUCGUCCGAUUAACGAGUCUAUCCUCUUUCUCGUGGCUUGUAAUAACCGUGGCAACACUAUAAACAUUUUAAAACAGGAUAUGCGAAACUAAUAUAAUUCAAGGUUAUUCAUAAAGUAGCGCAAACAUUAUACACACUUCAGUUGAAAAGAUAAGCUGUGCGCUAAGAACGUGCAAGUCACUUCCAUUGACAUUUUUUUAAAAACGCGUGAUUUUAAUCAUUAUCUAGCAAUUUCCGCGUUACGCCAAGUUUCAUUGAGUCUCUGCACCUGUGCUAUUGGCAAGUGUUUCAGUUUUCGUGAGGCAUUUUUUAAAUCUAAUUGCAGAAAUGUCAAGCAGAAACUUUUACAGCACUGGAAAUAUCCUUCAGUAUAACGAGUUGAAAAAGAAAGCUGGUUUAAAUUCAAGAGAUGAGCUGUCAGAAGCUUUGAAAAUAAUCUUGAGUGAUUUCAAAAGCAAAGGUGACUCAACAGAAAUUCCCAAUGAUGCCAAUAUUAAUUCUGAAAAUUUAGAUAGAAAAGAGCUAAAAAUAGCUGUGAAAGUAUUGCUCAGCAAAUUAGAUCCAACAAACCUAAGAGAAGCAUUUGAUAGAGUUUUUGAGGUGCUCAAUACUGAAGUUAUAGAAUCCUUGGUAGUACAUUUGGAAAAAGAAGAAACUGGAGAUAAUAUAUUGCCCGUAUUACAAAAUUUGUGGAAAGUGUUGGAAGAAUAUCAUAAUAAUAAAAGGCUUGUCAGUAUUGGUGUUAGUGAUGUAGAUACAGAUAAAUUUAUACAAUUCUAUAACUGGGCAAAUAUAAAACCAAAUAUUAUUCAGAUUAAUCUUGCAACAUGCUGUGUCGUUCCUCCGGCUCUACAAGAAUUCACCAAACAAAAUGACAUACAAUUAUUGACACAUAGUGAUCCUGAUCCAAUAAUAACAAAAGAAUCCUUAACUGAAUUUUUUGGAGAGCAAACUGAAUUGAACUGGGUUGUACGCUACCAAGUACAUGUCAAAUGUAGAGGUGUAUUAUCAGCCAAAGGUUACUUAAUUCAUAUAAAUAGAAGUUCUUAAAAUUAAGCAACACAAAUAAUUUUUACUCAUAGUAUUAAAAAUAAUAUUCUUUGUUAUCUUGUACCAAGUACAACACUUUUGAAUCUGUUCAUAGUGUAUUAUAUUGGACAACUUAAGAUUUAGCUGUUAGAGUUUAUUUAAUUAUAUACGUUAAGACAAUUUUAAAUAUUAAAUUUGAAAUUUUUAUAUAAAUUAUGCACCUGAGUAAUAAAAUCUCGUAUUUCAAAGAAA
Molecule: messenger RNA, 1405 nt
Organism: Trichogramma pretiosum
Lineage: Eukaryota; Metazoa; Arthropoda; Insecta; Hymenoptera; Trichogrammatidae
Gene: Gclm
Product: glutamate--cysteine ligase regulatory subunit
Exons: 6
Coding region: 452-1174 (240 amino acids)
Biological process (GO): glutathione biosynthetic process
Cellular component (GO): glutamate-cysteine ligase complex
Molecular function (GO): enzyme regulator activity; glutamate-cysteine ligase catalytic subunit binding
Source: RefSeq, a predicted model, not a curated record